Messenger RNA from Melampsora larici-populina 98AG31, 1629 nucleotides. RefSeq lists its product as uncharacterized. Lineage: Eukaryota; Fungi; Basidiomycota; Pucciniomycetes; Pucciniales; Melampsoraceae. The record is from RefSeq and is a predicted model, not a curated record. Bases 1 to 1629 code for a protein of 542 amino acids. The transcript has 7 exons.
AUGUUUGCUGAUUUCAAGGUUACUGUCACCGUGUUUUUCGUUCAUCGACAUCUAAAUUGGCUAACGCACCAUAUAAGUCUGGACGAUGGUCAAGCUACCCAAGCUCAAAACCAACCCGAAGCGCCCGGUGAGCACCCGAGGUAUCGUAAACAAGCGUUCAAAUCACUCAAAGAGAUUGCAGUCCAUGAACCAAUAAUCAAUCACCUCAAAAAGAGGUCUAAUGAGAUUGUAUUGACUGAAGAUUUCUGUACUGAAAAAGCUGACACAAAGCAAUUCAAGAAGCUACUGUCCUUGAACAAGACAAACCCAAAUCAGUCUUACCUAUCUGAGCUCUUACAGUCUGUACAGUACUUGAAAUCCCACAUAAAGAAGUCCACACCAUGGUCUAAAGGGAAAUUUUGCAGCCAUGUGUUUGAUAAGAAUGAAGGUUUUGACCGCACAAUCUCAUGUGCGGUGAACCACCUUGAAUAUCACCCAUUUCUCAUGAAGGAUACAGUCUGGAUACUGGCGAUCUUGAAACAUCUUCAAGAAUAUCUACCCCAUGGGUCACUGGAACCAUUGAAUACUGAUGUAGAGCAAAGAAAGUCAAGCCGAGCUGCGCUGUACCUUCAUCUGACAAAAGGUUUGGAUCUCAUAGGUGCCAGUCAAGCUCUUUGGAGUUCUGAUGUAAGCAUUGAACUUGUGGACAUUGAUAUAUCAUUGGCAGAGGCUGAUUCAAGAAUCAAAAUGAUCGAUUGGAUCAAGCAAUAUGCUGAGAACCCAGACUCCAAAUUAUCCAACUUCAUGAUUGAGACUCAUGAUGAAUUGAUACAGGAAAGCUGCCCCAUGCCACACAGCAAGCUGGAAAAUUUGUUGCAGAGAUGUUACAAAAAUUUCAUAGAACCACACUCAUCCAAAUUAGACAAGGACCUUGCAUAUACGGUACUCCAUGGAUAUCCAAAUGUUUCUCCAAGAGCAAAAGAGAUAGUAGAACACUUACAAGAACAAGAUCUUUCCUUUGGGCAAAAAUUCCAAUGCUUUCGGAGGAUAUCUGACGAUGUAGGAUUGAUCAGAGACCUCGAAGAGCUCUGGAUAAAGCACAGUUCUACACAAUUUGAAGAACUGAUUCACCCCUUCAUAAAGUUAGAGAAGGCCACAUGGCAAAACGUUGAAGAUUUGAUUGAAGCUCUGGUAGAUGAUUCACUUCGUUCAGUUAGAUCCAAAGAAAUUCCCAUUGAAGAAGAUCAAAUUAUAAAGAUACUGUACCGUGUUUUCUAUCAUAUCAAUGGUGCCCAAUCAUACCUUUGUAAAAAUGUAAAGUGGUGUGGGGAGCCUUUAAAAUUUAAAUUCAGGAGACCUGAAAUUACAGAGGACCCAAGUACAGGUGAUAUAUGCACAAUCUGCCUCGAGGGUAUUGGAAAUAAUGUUGAUUCCCAGAAGUCUGUUGAAGAUGGUCUUGAUGUUGUUGAUCUGGAUCAUGGGGCAAACCACAAAUUUCACAGCAAGUGUCUACGGUGCUCCGUUGGCAUAUUGUUCUUGAAAAAUUUAAGUUUCACUUCCGAAAAAUCUUCUGUACAAACCAAACAUGAUGAGUAUAUCACAAGAAAAGGUUUUCAUGCUCCUCCAGAGGAUCAGAAUCAAGUGUGCUGA